Messenger RNA from Leptosia nina, 894 nucleotides. Lineage: Eukaryota; Metazoa; Arthropoda; Insecta; Lepidoptera; Pieridae. The record is from the annotation of a GenBank genome assembly.
AUGGAUUUGUCGUGCGGAGAGAAUUUACCGAAUUCAGGAAACAGUAGUAGCAGUGGCAGAACAGAUAUGUGCGUCGCGGGUCCCGACCGGGCUCUGGAUCGCAACCCUCAUCUGCUAACCAACCUUCUGUCCUUGGAGAGAUUUCACGCCUUGCACACGGAUUAUUUUCAACACGUUCAAAUUGAUAUCCAGCCUUUUAUGCGGAAGGUUGUUACGACGUGGAUGUUGGAGGUCUGCGAAGAGCAACAAUGUGAGGAGCAGGUUUUCCCCCUGGCCGUGAGCUACGUGGACAGGUUCUUGGCGCAGGUCGCUAUCUCGCGACAACAGCUGCAGCUCCUCGCGGUUACUGCUCUCCUGGUAGCGUCGAAAUUCCGCCAGUGCCACGCUCUGUCCAUCGACCUGCUCUGCGCUUACACGGACAGCUCGGUUCUACCGCACGAAGUUCGACAAUGGGAAAUGAUGUUGGUGCAGCGACUCAAUUGGCAGCUCUCCAUAGCGACGGCUUUCGACUUUGUAGAGCCAUUGCUGGCCCGUGAACCUUGGGGCCGACUAAACCCCCUAGUUCGAACACAUGCUCUUACACUCACCUCCGUCUGCUAUACAGAAACGGAACUUCUGCUUGUUCCACCAUCGUUGAUUGCCGUCGCCUGCAUUACAGCGGCCGCGCGUGGUCUUCGCGUUCGAAUGUGCGUGAGCGAUCUUUGCCUCCUCACCAGAUCGCCACCAGUUUCCGCGGAGCUCGUCGCACGAUACGUGGAGAAGGUGCUGGCUAGAGAAACACAAGCCCAAGAACCGAGAAUGCGACUGAAUGAAGUCCAACCAGUGAAACAGUCUUCGUCAAAUCAAACUCAACUUCCAGAUACACCCACAGAUGUUCAGGAUGUCCGCUUUUGA